AUGUACUUCUUCCUCAGUAACCUGUCCUUCAUGGAUAUCUGCUAUGUGACCUCCACAGCCCCCAAGAUGCUCUCCAACUUUUUCCAAGAGCAGCAGACUAUCAGCCAUGUGGGUUGUGCUGUUCAGUUCUUUGUCUUUUCAGUCAUGGGACUGAGUGAGUCUUGUCUCAUGACCGCCAUGGCUUAUGACCGAUACACCGCCAUUUGUAAUCCUCUUCUCUAUUCAUCAGUCAUGUCACCCACCUGCUGUAUUCAGAUGGUGUUGGGAUCCUAUCUGGCUGGACUCUCUGCUUCUGUAUUCCAGUUGUGUGCCAUACUACAGCUUCACUUCUGUGGACCUAAUGUCAUCCACCACUUCUUCUGUGACUUGCCCCAGCUAUUACUCCUGUCCUGCAGUGACACUUUCUUUGUACAACUCUUGACUGCUUUAUUAACAGUGAUGUUUGGGAUCCUAAAUGCUCUCAUUAUCGUGGUAUCCUAUUGCUGUAUUGUCAUUUCCAUCAUGAAGAUCACGUCAGCUAAAGGCAGGUCCAAGGCUUUCAACACCUGUGCUUCUCAUCUCACAGCAGUGUCCCUCUUCUAUACCUCGAGUAUCUUUGUCUAUUUGAGUUCCAGCUCUGGCGGUUCCUCCAGC
This is a messenger RNA of Suricata suricatta (meerkat), 633 nucleotides long. RefSeq names its product olfactory receptor 5AN1-like. The record is from RefSeq and is a predicted model, not a curated record. Gene Ontology annotation, cellular component: membrane. Gene Ontology annotation, molecular function: olfactory receptor activity; G protein-coupled receptor activity. Gene Ontology annotation, biological process: G protein-coupled receptor signaling pathway. Lineage: Eukaryota; Metazoa; Chordata; Mammalia; Carnivora; Herpestidae. The annotation marks the transcript as partial. The transcript has a single exon.